This is a messenger RNA of Psammomys obesus (fat sand rat), 582 nucleotides long. RefSeq names its product UDP-N-acetylglucosamine transferase subunit ALG13 homolog. The coding region runs from base 59 to 556 and encodes 165 amino acids. Gene Ontology annotation, molecular function: hexosyltransferase activity. The transcript is spliced from 2 exons. Gene Ontology annotation, biological process: dolichol-linked oligosaccharide biosynthetic process. NCBI's taxonomy places the organism in Eukaryota, Metazoa, Chordata, Mammalia, Rodentia, Muridae. The record is from RefSeq and is a predicted model, not a curated record.
GCUGGAUUUAAGCACUGCUGCACUUUAUGAGAAUUUUUAGGAACCUGGAACCCACACGAUGAAGAAGGUGUUUGUGACAGUCGGAACCACCAGUUUUGAUGACCUCAUCGCCUGUGUGGCCACCCGCGACAGCCUUCAGAUUCUCAAGAGACUCGGUUACAACCGACUCGUCCUUCAAAUUGGUAGAGGCACAGUGGUCCCCGAACCAUUCAGUACUGAGUCAUUCACCCUGGAUGUUUACAGGUAUAAGGAUUCUUUGAAAGAAGACCUUCAGCAAGCAGAUCUUGUCAUCAGCCACGCAGGUGCUGGAAGCUGUUUGGAGAGUCUGGAAAAAGGCAAGCCACUUGUGGUAGUUGUAAAUGAAAAAUUAAUGAACAAUCAUCAAUUUGAAUUGGCAAAGCAGCUGCACAAAGAAGGACAUCUCUUCUACUGUACCUGCAGCACACUUCUUGAGCUGUUACAGUCAAUGGAUUUAUCAACACUGAAAUGUUAUUCUCCUGGCCAGCCAGAAAAAUUUUCUGCAUUUUUGGAUAAAGUUGUUGGAUUACAAAAAUAAACUCUCAACACUUUAAAAUACCUAUA